Messenger RNA from Passer domesticus (house sparrow), 1494 nucleotides. It is a transcript of the gene GUCA1A, whose product is annotated as guanylate cyclase activator 1A. Gene Ontology annotation, molecular function: calcium sensitive guanylate cyclase activator activity; calcium ion binding. Gene Ontology annotation, biological process: positive regulation of guanylate cyclase activity; visual perception. The record is from RefSeq and is a predicted model, not a curated record. NCBI's taxonomy places the organism in Eukaryota, Metazoa, Chordata, Aves, Passeriformes, Passeridae. The transcript has 5 exons. Bases 48 to 647 code for a protein of 199 amino acids. Gene Ontology annotation, cellular component: photoreceptor inner segment; cone photoreceptor outer segment.
GCCAGGGCCUCUUCCCCAGAAAACCUCCCUGGGACCAGCAGCUGGAGAUGGGGAACAUGGACGGGAAAUCCGUGGAGGAGCUGAGCACCACCGAGUGCCACCAGUGGUACAAGAAGUUCAUGACAGAGUGUCCUUCAGGCCAGCUCACCCUCUACGAGUUCAAGCAGUUUUUUGGCUUGAAGAACCUGAGUCCGGCGGCGAACAAAUACGUUGAGCAAAUGUUUGAGACGUUUGACUUUAAUAAGGAUGGCUACAUAGACUUCAUGGAAUACGUGGCAGCCCUGAGCCUGGUGCUGAAGGGGAAGGUGGACCAGAAGCUCAGGUGGUAUUUCAAGCUCUACGACGUGGAUGGCAACGGCUGCAUCGACCGGGCUGAGCUGCUGAACAUCAUCAAAGCCAUUCGCUCCAUCAACCGCUGCAACGAGAAGAUGACGGCCGAGGAGUUCACAGACAUGGUGUUCAACAAAAUCGACAUCAACGGAGACGGCGAGCUGUCCCUGGAGGAGUUCAUGGAGGGCGUGCAGAAGGACGAGAUGCUGCUGGACAUCCUCACGCGCAGCCUGGACCUGACCCACAUCGUCAGGCUGAUCCAGAACGACGGCAAGAACCCCCACGAGGCCGGGCAGGACGCCCAGGCUGCCCAGUAGCCCCCGGGACGCCUUCCCCCGGCCUCCCCACAGCCGUGGGGCUGCUCUCCCCGCUGGCAGAGCUGUCCCGGGUGCAGGGACCGCGCUGUGACACCGCGGGCAGCGGGAGGAGAGGCCCCUGCAGGGAGGGCUGCACGGCUGGGCUGUCCCACACCGACUGGGAUGGCCUCGGGGCUCUGGACGCUGCUGCUGCUGAGCUCAGAGAGGGCACAGCCAGAGCUCCCUGGGCAGGGGAGCAGCACGAGGCUGUGCAGGCCAGGAACUCCCUGAGGACACCCCAAAACUGCCACCCAGGCCGUGGGCAGCACCCCCCAGCGGGGCCCAGCAGGGGCUGCCCAGGACUUGGCCCCGGUGAGAGGGGUCCUGGAAAAGCAGAUCUGAACCUUCUCCUCCCAUUUGUAAUUCCAGAGCAGGCAGUCAGCAGUUCUGGUCACUCCUUCCUUCACUGGUUAUGGUUUGGUCACAGUGAUAGUGAUAACGUGAGUUAAAACAUUUAUGAGCUAGCAAAAGGGGAGGGGUGAAUGCAGUGGCUUUGUUUAAAGCAUUCAAAACAUUGAACGGUGCCUUUUUUUAACGACCUCCUGGACUGGAAGGAAAUGUUUCUCCCUGAAGCAUCGGGAAGGAAGGAAGUGCUCCCAGAGGAGCAGAACCAGCACUGCAGGAACCCGAGAGAAGCUGCAGGACCUUUCCUGCUGUGUCACCACCUGGCAAAGGAGCACGGGAGGCUCUGGCCCCUUGUGUGUGGGUGCUGCAGGGGGAGCUGCUCCAGAGGGUGAGACCAGCUCAGGGCAGUGCCCGAGGUCAGCCCUGGGCACCCCCUGGGCACCCCCAUGCCCAGGCAGGGCUG